Molecule: messenger RNA, 1548 nt
Organism: Rhodotorula toruloides NP11
Lineage: Eukaryota; Fungi; Basidiomycota; Microbotryomycetes; Sporidiobolales; Sporidiobolaceae
Product: cation diffusion facilitator
Exons: 5
Coding region: 1-1548 (515 amino acids)
Biological process (GO): transmembrane transport; monoatomic cation transport
Cellular component (GO): membrane
Molecular function (GO): monoatomic cation transmembrane transporter activity
Source: RefSeq, a predicted model, not a curated record
AUGAAGGCUCAGAAACCGACAUUCGUUCUUCACGAAGAGGCAGAGUCGUCCCCAGCGUCCUGUUCGACCUCGAGGGAACGCGCAGUCCCUGCUUCUCCCCACCAUCCUCCUCCCCUGACGACGCACCUCUCCUACCGCCGCUACUCGCACGACGAAGGCACCCGCACGCCGCCCUCGCACCACCUGUGCGACCUCGACGAGGAGUCGGCGCUCGAGUCGACCGGCGGCGAGAGCGAGAAUGACGCUCUGCUCGCGAACGGAAGAAGCGCGAGGGGGACGCCAAAGCGGAGACGGACGCUGCCGCAGAACGGAUACGGAACGCUGGGAAGUCCGCACGGGAACUACUUGACGUUGAACGAGGGGGCGCCGUUCAAGCGGACCGAGUCGAUUCUUCGCCUCACGGGCUUGAUCGACGACCGCGCUGGCGAGUACGAGAAGUUCCGCAAGUCGGAUGAGGAGCUGAAGAAGAUGCCGAAGAAGGUGCGGAAGUUCUACGAGCGGCAGAAUGAGCAACUCGACGCCUUCAUCGAGGUUGACGAGAUCCUCGACAACGCAAGAGCCAAGGCUGCGACGGGCGAACUCCUGCCUGUCGGCCUGCACAGCUCGGAGAAGCAGGACGAUCACCGCGCGGCCGUCAAGUGGGCCAUCAACUUCAACCUCGCCAUCAACGUCCUCCUCAUCAUCGCCAAGAUCGCUGUCGUCUUCCUCUCGCACUCGAUGUCGCUCAUUGCCUCGACCGUCGACUCGGCUAUGGACCUCCUCUCGACCGUCAUUAUCUUCGGCACGAGUCGCUACAUUGAACACCGCGACUGGAAGUCGUCGUACAUCUACCCUACCGGCAAGCGCAAGAUGGAGCCGCUCGGCGUGCUCAUCUUCUCGGUCUUCAUGAUCUCGUCCUUCCUUCAAGUCUUCAUCGAGUCCGUCAACCGCCUCUUCGACAAAAAUCUCGAGUUCACCCGCCUGCCGCUCGUUGCACUCCUCGUCAUGGGGUCAACGAUUGUCAUCAAGGCGGGAGUCUGGCUCAGCUGCCGAGCUAUCAAGAGCGCGUCCGUCGAAGCUCUGCAGCAGGAUGCGGAGAACGACAUCGUGUUCAACUUCUUCUCGAUUCUCUUCCCCUUUGCUGGCCAGCUCAUCGGCUUCCGCUACCUCGACGCGAUGGGAGGUGCCCUCCUCUCGCUCUACAGUGCGUUCGCAAUCCCAUCACCCCUCAAGAAUGGCUUCUCAUUGUCGAGUUUUCGCACACUCCUCGACAACGUCCGCAAGCUGACCGGUCGCCGCGCACCUCCGCAAGAACACCAGCGCAUCGCCUAUCUCCUCACUCGCUUCUCGCCGCUCGUCGAGGCUAUCCAGCACCUCAGCUUGUACUAUUCCGGCGAGGGGAUGGUGUGUGAGGUGGAUAUCGUCUUGCCGGCGAGCACGAGCUUGACUGCGUCGCACAACCUCGGAGAGGCGUGCCAGUACGCCAUUGAGCAGCUUAGCGGGAUUGAGCGCGCCUUUGUCCACGUCGACUGCACCGUCAACCCGCACUCAGGCCAUCUCGAGCGAUGA